Messenger RNA from Cutaneotrichosporon cavernicola, 1008 nucleotides. RefSeq lists its product as uncharacterized. The coding region runs from base 1 to 1008 and encodes 335 amino acids. The record is from RefSeq and is a predicted model, not a curated record. NCBI's taxonomy places the organism in Eukaryota, Fungi, Basidiomycota, Tremellomycetes, Trichosporonales, Trichosporonaceae. The transcript is spliced from 2 exons.
AUGGCGUCCCGCAUCCUCGUCCGCGGGCUCCACACCACCCGCGCCGUCCUCGACGGCGCCGCUGCUGUCCCCGCCAAGACAUCGCUCGGCUUCAAGGCCCAGCCGAAGCGCACCCGCACACUCCCUACUCUCAAAAUCGCAGCUACCGCCCAGCAAGCCCUGCCCAGCAACGACGUUCCCGGCGACAGGCCUCGUGGUGACAGGCCUCGUGGCGAUCGCCCUCGUGGUGACCGGCCUCGUGGUGACAGGCCCAGCGGUGACCGGCCCAACGCUGACCGCGCCGAGCGCCCCCGUAACGACCGUCCCCGUAUCGACCGUCCCCGUACCGACCGUCCCCGUACCGACCGUCCCCGUACCGACCGCCCGCGUACUGAUCGGCCCCGUGGUGACAGUCCCGCCAACGUUAAGCCUGCGCCCGAGCGCGAGCCUCAGCAGCGCGUCGCCAGCCUGGACGCUGUCUCCGCCGAGUUCUUCGAGGGCGCCGAGCACGCCGCCACCCCAGCGCGGAAAUUCACCCGCUCCGACGCGCCCCGGCGUGACGGCGCUGCCCCGCCGCGCAAGAAGCGUGAGAGCAAGGGACGGGGCAAGCCCGAACUUGGUGACGGUUCGCGACCAGGCGAGGGCACGCGCGCCGCCCGCAGCUCCAACUUUACUCGGCGCACGCCGCGCAUGCACGCUCCCAUCCAGGAGAUGCGCCUCGAGCCUGUUAAGCGUGACACGAGCUCCGUGUCGCUGUUCGGCACGUCGCCUCUGAUUGUCAGCGCGCUCGCGCGCUCGCGCGACCCCUUGUCGUCGGUGUGGGCCAAGGGCAUGGAGCGUUCUGAUGCUUCUCGUGCAGACAUGCUCCGUGCGGCUGGCGACUACUCACUCCUCACUCCCGCCCGUCCAGAGGGCAAGGGCACAAAGCUUACCGCCUCUACCGCCAUCUGCGCCAUCGGUAUGAACCCGUCUAUCAGCAUGCGCCGCCGUGGUGCCGGCGAAGAGGUCAUCCGCUCGUACCUCAGCUAG